GAACGCAGCCGCUCACCUGUCUGACAGGAGGUGUUGAACUUUCACCUUCACAGCGACAUUUGCAUGCCAUGCCUGUUCACAGGUCUGUUGCUGUUAAACACACGACAUUUUUAGGAUGCACUGUCCUGUCAGCCCAAAUAAUGAGGGCUUACUGAACCGGUUAAAAUACGAUGUCAAGUGACGCAGGAGAGCUGGAGCUCCGAGUUGUAGGAGGAGACACAACUACGCCUAACAAGACAGCACGAGCAACACGGAAUACAGCUGCAAGACAACAGCAGGAUCAAACAUAUGAUGAAAGGUUCAAGCAGGAAAGUCACCAUGAUGAUGAUGAAACCCCAAAUGAACAGCAAUGUCACCCAUCAGCCAUCAGACAGGAAGAAACACACAAAGCACUAAUAUUAAAGUUGGACAGACUAAGAAAGGAAGAAGCUGGACAUUGUGGUGAUUCAAAGGUCCAGACCCAGAAGCCCUUUGGAGCCAGAUUCACCUCCUGCCUCUUCUUCAGACUCUCCAUAAACCCAGGUCUUGACAAACCAGAGCUAAGACUCGAGAAGAAUUCAGACCCCUGUCUGCACAGUUUAACUGAAACACAGAGGACUGAGACUGAGAACAGCAGCUGUCAGGUUAAUGGACAAACAACUACCAAGGACUUGAGUAUAACUCACAGUUUCUCAAAUAGAAAGUUUGGACCACAUGAGUGUAAUGGCUUGCACAUACUUCCAUGUGGGCCGCAACCAAGGACUGGCACUAGAUUCGUUGAGUUAGAAGAAGAUAUAAAAGACCAUACAAAGCUUGGGAAACAUACUGAUCUUGUGGAAUUAUCCAACCCUACUGGAACCAUGUUGUCUUCCACUGUGGUAACAGUUCUUGCACCACACUGGAGUAGCCGACUAAGACGGACCAAAAGACCUGAAGGAAAUGGCAAUUCGGAAUCCCAGGGGAAUUUACAAGAUGUGGCAAAUCGUGCACAUGAACGCUUCCAGGAGACUGUGGACAGGUCAUUGACAGAUGGAUCGCAGGCUCAAUUAAAGGUGCCAUUUCUGGGUACCAGGAGGAAUACAGUGGGCUGGUCAACUAAGAGUGGUCCUGCAAGCUUGGACUAUGACUCUAAGAGAAAAAUGAUCCAGACUGUCUCUUUGGAUGUAAACUCUGGAAGGAUGGACAAUAGAAAAAUGGAUGCAGGCGCUUUAAGCCAUGUACCAACAACAGCAUCUCUCAUGUCUCCCCUCUCCCUUGAUCCAAAUGAACAAAGGAGGAAUCCACAAACUGGUCAUCAAGGAGGACUUUCAUCUCUAAGCUCAAAACCAACAACAAGCAGUCUGCUUCUGUCUUUAAGAAGAUUCAACUCAAAUGGCAGGAAUUCUAAUGCAACCUCCACCCUUAGUGAGAUCCAUCCUUCACCCCUGAGAAGUUCGCCAAGUGAUCAAGAUGGAAAACUAUUCACAACACACCUAGCUCAACCCUUUCUCAAUGAUAAUGGGCAAGAGAGGUCCAAGCCCCUCCUCUCUCCAUCAUCCUUUUCUUAUAGGACAACUGAAACUGGGCCUAUCAAUACCCCAUCAUCCUCCAAUCAAAGAGAAAGAAACAAAUUGGAAACACGCUUCUUUUCAGCUUCACCCAUGAACAAAGACGCCCCCUUUUCCCAACAACCUCAAAUGAUGAAUAGAACCCACUCUGGUCUUUUAUCUUCCAAACAGGCAUUUCUAAGUAGACAACCAUUAGAGAGGCAAGAGAACUGCAGGGAUUUGGAGAAAAGUACAAACAUAUUCUCAGAGAGCUCUGACUCCUCACACAGACAUUCCCCAUAUGACCGUUCUGCCUUCCAAAUGACCCAUUCCCUUCCUAGAAGGACCACCCUGACAUCCACUACCUGGUGGAAACAAGUUACUCAGGAAGGCAGUUCCCCUCUAAUCCCCAAUGAUACAAUGAACAUCAAAGAAAAACCAAACACACCCUUCAGUGAUCAUAGAGACUUGCCCUCUUCAAGUUUAACUGACAACAAAAUGUUCAGUAGUCAAAUCCCCGAAAACAGAGACAACAAUAACACAACAGAGUCAGUUUUCAAAGGUAACAUGAACCUUUUUAUGCAGACACAGGGAGGAACUUACAACCUCAAACAAAAAUAUGCUGUGGGUUCACCUGACUAUAAAUCAGACAGGUUGUCAAACAAAACAAAUUUAAACAACAGAGAACCACAAAAGACUCAUAGUUUGCCUGGUGUUUUGUCUGGUUCUAAAAUUAGCAGAGCUACAGAGCAAACAACAUUGACUCACCCUAAAGAUCUUAGAAGGCAUGAUGUAAAUAGUAGUUCAUUUAAAGCAAAUGUAACUGAAAUAACGCCUACUUUGCUAAAUCCCAAGAGCUCAAAUACACCCUCUGAGAGCAUCAGCAACUACAAUAAUAAUCAUUUUACAUCCAAAACCAACAGCACCCUCACAUCUUCACACAACAAGGACUCUCAAAAGUUUACCAAACCACCUUUUUCACUUGCUACCACCAACACUCUUAAUGGUCAAGCUCUUCCAUCUAAAACUACCUCUGGUCUACCCCUAACCAAAGACACUAAAACUAAUUCCUCCUUUCACUCUCAUCCAGUUUCUUCACUGACCAAUAUUCAUACAUCGUCAUACACUGGCUCUUCUUCCCAAACACCCAAAUUCACCAACACAGCCAAUGCCACACCGCUUGGCUUUGAAAGAAGCUAUGCUUCCAUUCAUAGGCCUUUCCGCCCUAAAACUGUGUCCAGCCUGAUUUCCGCAGGCAAUGCUUCCUCUAAAACAAACUACAGUCCAGUAUCUACUGCUUCUACCAGCUCUUCUUUUCUACCUGGCAUCCAUCCUGCAGCCACAACUGCCCCCAGCCCAUCCUUCCUUUCUCCUCCUGUCACUCCUGCCAUUGCAUAUUCUCCAACCACUGUCACUGUUUCCUUUCCCUUAACCCCCCCUGCCACCCCGAUCAUUACCAGCCCCAACUACUCAGACUCUUCCAGUCCUAAUGAGGGAAGGACACGCUCAACCAGCCCAGACAGCGACCCAAAGAAACUGCUUCCCCAUGUAGAGGGAAAGAGAGUGAGACGGGUAACAUGGGAGGACUCAGUGGAUCUGAAGCAGUCUGAGCCCGUCACAGUCGAGAAGCCAGAGCCAUCUAAAGUCCAGACGAGCCCUGUAACUUCCCUCAGUUCCCUGCAAAGCGUCAAAGUUCAAUCCAUCUUUUCCUUUCUAAGAUCAAGCAGUCCAAACACAUAUCCUCUUUGCUGCCCCAGUCCUAAGACCUCAAGCAUACAGGUAGUGAAAGGCGGGAAGCAUCGAUCCUUAUCAUCUGACUCUGUUGAUUUGGCAUCCAGAGACCGAGAGACAUCUAAGCAAAGACCUAGUGACACUCUGGUCUUUGACCAAGGAAGACAGGACUUAUUCACAUCCAGACAAGAGAGGACACUUUCAGUGGAGUCUAGCACAGUUCAGUGCCAUUCUUCACCUCCUCUCUCCCUCCCUCCAGAUUUUUCAAGUGGUUAUAAGCUUCGAUAUAGCUCCCCUCCUUACUCCACUCUCAUGUCUACCAGGUCAACACAGGGAGAAACUAAGACUAUAAUACCUAGAUCACCCCUCUUCAAAAGGUCUCAGUCAGAUUAUACCCCACGUCUUUCCAUACGUACAGAUCCAGUUGCAACCAUGGCCUUGCCCAUGUCCAAACCCCCUCUGUCGCCUAUCAGCCUGCCCCAGACCCUGUCUUUGCCUUUCCAAAACAAAACUGACACCCAAGGAAGUACAAAGUGUGGAGUUUCAGAAACUGAUCAAAUCAACAAUAAUCACAGCAAGAACAGCCAAGAUCGCCAGAAUAGUCAGAUAUUACUUGUCAACAACAGACUUCAUAAGGCACACACCUCUUCCUCAACAUGUGUAACUGAGACACUGGUUUACAGUAUUAAAUCUAAAGUAGAUACAGCUGCCCCAAGGAACACCACACCUAAACCUUUGCAACAUACUGCAAACACACCAGUUUCUGUGGAGACCAAGUUAAGUCAACAGUCACACAGAGUGCAGAGUAAAGACGCUAGAGAACCACAUAGUCAUUCAGAUCAGAGCUCCAGUGGUAGCAGCUCAGCAGAGAGUCAGCCCCACAGGGAAAGGUCUAAAAGAAGAAUGAAGGAGACUGUACUGGGUAAAAGCCGAUUUUUUUCAGUAGAGGGCAACAAUGAACAAAGCCCAAGGAGAAGCCGGUUUGCAUUAAAAAAAAGUGUCAGCACACCAAACUCCAGCUUGUCAAGGUCCGAAUCAGAUAGGACCAGCAAGACUUCUAACAAAAUGGACCAAGUCUUUAACAGACUUAGACAAACAUUCAGCACCAGACGGUCUAAUGAUGAUAUAUUUCGGAAGCGAGCCCUCCAAACAUCUUCUGUUAGUGGAUCAAGUGACGUCAGUGAUAUCCCUGUUGAGAGUAGCAAAAUGCUAGAACAGCAGGAGCAGGAGAAAGGGAUGGUGCUGAGUGACAAUAAAAGGGGAACCGAGGGUACAAAUAGAUGGACACAAAACAGACACGCUCUCAUACCACCCUCAGCUGCUGGGAGCCCCAUGGCAGGAGAUGAGCUUUACACCUGGUCAGACAAAUCAACUCCAGAAACUGAGAAAGAUGAGCAAAAGGCUUGUGCAGAACACAUGAAAAGUCAAGACCAAACUCAUUUGAUAAUCCACAGCCCAACAACGCACCAAUUUGACUUUUACAACGACAAUGGGACAGUUUAUAUACCGAAAAAGCAGUUCCUCUCUUGUAGAGAUCCCAGUUCUGGUAGGAGCCCUAACCUCUCCGCUGAUUAUCCUACUCCGUUCAAGAAGUCCACAUCAAGCCCCAGGAGCCCUUUCUCCCCCUUCUCCUCUCUUUCCCCUGUCUCCCCAUUUACCUCACCGGAUGCUACAGAUGACAGUGUCUUCUAUAGCCCAAAGCUACUGCGUCGUGGAGAAUCCUCCUCACCACGGGAGCCGGGAGAGGGACUCAGCCUGGGAGGUUCAAGAAGAAGACGGGCAUCCACUGGUCCUCCAAGUGCAGGACAAGGACAGGAGAAGGAAUGUUUGGCAUCCUCCUAUGCAGACCUAAAGUAUGGCAUUGAGCCUGGGAGAUCUUUUUCUGUGAGUUCGGUACUGUCCAGUCGACCCUCAGGUCCUGGUCGCAUCUCCACUGGAUCCAGGUUCAUGAGUGUAGGUGACCUCACUGAAUCUGCCUCGACUUGUGGAGGCACUGGCAGAGACUUGGAUCAGUGGUCGGUGACUCCUGAUUGGAACACAGAAUGUGAUUACCAGCCCAGUAAGGACUGCCGAAUGUCAUAUUUCCUCAAUGACCCUGGUAAAAUGAGAUCAAGAUCUCUUCCUCGAUCACUGACCAGGCGCUUGGCAAAUUGGAGCUCAGAAGUCUCUUCUUCUCAACCUGUAACUACCACAACUUCAAGGGCAGCCCGGCUAAGGAGCCCUAACAUGAACACUUGUCACUUCCCAUGGGAUACAGAGGGUCCUCCCACCCCUCCUCCAACGCCUCCCCUGUCACCAGUGUCCAGGCGCAUGUCCAAACCUUCCAGCCCUUCCUCCCCUACCUUUCCCAGCUCAUCAGGAGCACCACAGCCAUUGGACAGCCAGUCCUCCAGAGGGCAUCUGCCCUCCAGAGGUUAUAAAUCCAGCCUUAGCACCUUUGAUGAGUCUUCAGACAGCAGCUCAGACACAACGACAGAUGAUGAAUAUUACUUAGAAACAGGUGAAGACAAAGAAAAAGAGACAGAAUUGUGAAAGCAGACCAAAUGCUUUAAAUCCUCCCUCCUGUCAAGUCUCUGUGAUCCUGGACUUCAUUAUCUACCAGCACAAAGAUGAGCCAACAUCUUAUUAUAUAAAGUGACCUUCUCUACUUGGCUCCUGUUUUUUGUACUCUGCUCUCUCAUUGUCACAAAGGAGACGUGAGGUAUAUGGUGACAGUUUUUUGCCUGCAUGAUUUGCUUCUCAAAAGCAGUGGUUGCUGUCAUGUCAAAAAGACAUUAAAUGAUCAAGCAUGAUAUUAUCAGCAUAGGUUUAAAGAGUAUAAUAUAUGUAUGUGCAGUAUACUGUAUAUGACUGCAGAUCUGCAAUCUGCAUUGUUUAACAUGUAUAGUUUGGACAGGUGCAUGGCAUCACUAAGCGUUGUUCAUCUGUGUAGUUUUAAUGAUCAAACUUCUGUGUAAAGUUAGAAUUUCAACGUAAAGCUUAUCUUUAGUUUUGCAUUUCAUCUUGCUAUUUAACAAUAAGGUAAUAUUGAUAAUUGUGUUAUGUAAUAUAUAUUAUCAUUGGUUUUCUUCUGUUUCAAGAUUGAAAUGAGUUGUGGUAAAUGUUGUAAGCAUAAAGCAGAUUUAUUUUCUUAGUGUUGCUUUGGAAACAGUUUAUUUUUAAAUUCUGAGAGGAAAAGUAAUAAUACUGUAUGUUAACAUUUAAUGUCGAACAAAGUGCUUUAAACAGUGCCUGCUCUUAUUUGUACAGUGGUAAU
Messenger RNA from Perca flavescens (yellow perch), 6492 nucleotides. Its product is annotated as flocculation protein FLO11. The transcript is spliced from 5 exons. Lineage: Eukaryota; Metazoa; Chordata; Actinopteri; Perciformes; Percidae. The coding region runs from base 171 to 5768 and encodes 1865 amino acids. The record is from RefSeq and is a predicted model, not a curated record.